This is a messenger RNA of Cyphellophora attinorum, 591 nucleotides long. RefSeq lists its product as uncharacterized. Bases 1 to 591 code for a protein of 196 amino acids. NCBI's taxonomy places the organism in Eukaryota, Fungi, Ascomycota, Eurotiomycetes, Chaetothyriales, Cyphellophoraceae. The transcript is spliced from 2 exons. The record is from RefSeq and is a predicted model, not a curated record.
AUGGCAGUCCGUGGGUUGAGUCGCACAUCGAACGCCCGGCAGCGAAUGUCCGACAAGCUCAAGGCCAUCAGAAUCUCAGCUCCGACCCAAAGUCAGCCAGCUUGGUAUCCGGAGGAAGGCGCAGAGUGUGUUGGCGUUCACGUUGCUACUUCCGUGUCGCCCGACAGAUUCCAUAUUGGCAAUACGAAGCGCGUGUCCGAAUUCUUCUCUGCCAAAGUCAGUAGUGUACUGUUUCGCCGAGGCGAUUCUUCUGCAAUUCGAAAGCACUUCGUGUUUGCUGGCACAUUCCUCCACGACAGACCGAGACAAGAUCGAACGCACCUCACCACAGUCAAAAAAUCCGCCGGCAAAUUCACAAUUGUGUCACAUCGAAUCCUUGACGACCUGCUACGAUACCAAGACCUAAUAAUAUACCACACGAACUCGUACGACCCAUCCGACUCGCUCUUGUCUGGGAACAUGGCCGCUUGCUCGCACCCAUCACCGGCAUCGCUGUUGACGGCAAGGCGACUUCUGAGGUAUCUGGGGUGUCUAGAGUGGUCAUAUGUGCGCACGGAGGUUCUGAGCGAUGGCAUCAACGACAUCUGCUGA